GCUAGCUAGCUCACACGUGCUUCACACAAAUAUGGCGGAAGGCAGUGAAAGGGAAAGAACAUCAGGUAGAAAUAAAAUGGACCGGUCUCACGAAAAUGACUUAAAUGAUGAGGAGGAAAACGGCUACGAGGAAGAGCCGGACUUCAGUGAUCCAGAGAGCUACGUUGACAAUAUUACAGAUGAAGAGCUACUAGGCGACAUACUUCGAACCAAACCAAAGGAAGCAUUGGGCAUUGAUUCUGUGAUUGUCAUCGACAACAUACCCCAGGUUGGAACAGAGAGGUUGCCUAAGCUGAAGAAUGUGAUCAGGAAAGUCUGUAGCAAGUAUGGAGAGAUCAGCACAGAGCAUUACCCAGAAUCAGAGGAUGGCAAGACUAAAGGGUAUGUGUUUGUCGAAUACAAAUCACCUGAGAAUGCCAUUGAGGCUGCCAAGCAGCUGAGUGGAUACAAGCUUGAUAAACAACACACGUUCGCUGUCAACUUGAUCACUGAUUUUGACAAAUUCAUGAAUCUACCAGAUGAAUGGACUUCACCUGAGAAGCAGCCAUACAAAGAUCAUGGUAACAUGAGAAAUUGGUUGCUUGAUAAGGAAUGUAACGAUCAAUACAGUGUGAUCUCUGACGGUGGUGAGACGACUGCUAUCCUACUCAACAGCAAGACGGAGGCUAACGUCGUAGAGGAGAGGAAGCGCUGGACAGAGACGUACAUACGCUGGUCUCCGUUAGGGACCUACCUUGUCACCUUCCAUCAGAAAGGUAUUGCAUUGUGGGGAGGAGAAAAUUUCCAGCAGAUUCGAAGGUUUGCCCAUCCUGGUGUGCAGCUCAUUGAUGUAUCACCGUGUGAAAGGUAUAUAGUGACCUUCAGCCCCCUGAAUGACCCAAGAGAUGAGACACAAGCAAUCAUUAUCUGGGAUAUCAAGACAGGCAUCAAGAAGAGAGGAUUCUCCUGUGAUAAUGCUUCUAAUUGGCCAGUCUUCAAGUGGAGUCAUGAUGGAAAGUUCUUUGCUAGGAUGGCAGAAGACACACUCGGUAUAUACGAGACCCCAUCAUUCGGGCUGCUAGAUAAAAAGAGUCUCAAAAUACCAGGAAUUAGGGAGUUCUGUUGGUCACCUGCAAGUAAUAUCAUGAGUUAUUGGACACCUGAAGAGAAAGAGAAUCCGGCUCGAGUGACGCUGAUGGCCAUCCCAUCGAGGAAAGAAUUGAGAGUCAAGAAUCUCUUCAGUGUAGCUGACUGUAAACUCCAUUGGCAGAAACAAGGUCAUUACAUGUGCUGCAAGGUGGAUAGGCUCUCCAAGAGCAAAAAGAACCAAUUCACCAACUUUGAGAUCUUCCGAAUGCAAGAGAAGCAGAUUCCAGUGGAUUCAAUUGAAGUGAAAGAAACCAUCAUGGCGUUUGCUUGGGAGCCUACAGGAAACAAGUUUGCUAUCUUACUUGGGGAAUCCCCUCGUAUCUCAGCAAGCUUCUACAACAUCAAGCCAAAGGGAAAAGUCGAGCUUAUCAAAACUAUUGAAAGGAAAACGGCCAAUAGUCUCUUCUGGGCCCCAACUGGUCAGUUUGUUGUGUUAGCUGGUCUUAGGAGCAUGAAUGGUGUAUUUGAGUUCAUUGAUACUGGUAAUGAUACCAUCACAGUGAUGAAUUCUACAGAACACUUCAUGGCAACCGAUGUAGAAUGGGAUCCUACUGGUCGCUAUGUCAUCACAGGGGUCAGCUGGUGGAGUCACAAGGUUGACAAUGCAUACUGGAUCUGGAGCUUCCAGGGUAAGCUGCUGCAGAAAUGUGACCGAGAGAGAUUCUGUCAAGCUCUCUGGCGCCCUCGACCACAAACACCGCUCACAGAAGAGAAGAUCAAGGAGAUCAAGAAGAACAUGAAGUCUUACAGCAAGAUAUUUGAGAUCCAGGAUGCCAAGAAGAAAUCCAAGGCCUCCAAGGAGCUCAUUGAGCGACGUCAGCAGCAGAUGAAUGACUUCAAGGAGAUCGUAGAGAGGAUGAAGAAGAGAUAUGAUGCUGAGAAGGAGACAAGAUUGGGACUACGUGAUGGUGUGGAUACCGAUGAGCUUGAACAUGAUGACGAUAACGAGGAGGAGGUGGUCGAAUUCUUUAUUGGAGAAGAGUGCACUGAAGUCGAUGAAUUCGAACACGAGUAGCCGAGACGAUAUCCCACUACGUUUUGAAUCCUAGAGGAUUUUGCUCGAGAGUCAUCCUCUGGGGUUGUCGCCUGCCUGCCUGCCUUCCUGUCAGUUUGUGUGGAGAGAUCUAACAAAGAAAGAAAGAGAGUACACCUCAUCAUAUAGACCAAGAAACCAUUUGAACUGGUCUAUAUCUCGUUUAUAUUAUCUGAAUUGGUAGUUGGUAUAUUAGAAUUGUCGUUGAAUUUCUGUGUGAAAAUUGUUCAUUGCAUUUAAUCAUUAUUUACAAGCCUUUAAGGAAUUUUCUUAUCACCUUUAAGUUACACUUUUUUCUCUUCAGAGUAAUAGACAGUAGUUUGGAAUCUAACUUAUCUUUGUAAUACAUUGCUGAUAAUACCACAAUAUAUAUUAAAUUAACACAUAACUCUUCUGAUAAGUAUUAAGCAGUAACAAUUGAUUUGCUGUCAUUACAAAGGGUACUUCAGUACACACUGCAGAUUUCUUCCUUCAAGAAGAAAGUUAUUUAUCUGUAGUUGUCGUCAGAUCUGUAAGGAAUUUAGUAACGUAAAUCUCUUGGAGAAGUUAGGCAUAUUAUAUUUAUUCAUCUCCAUAUCUAUCAAUUCAUUCCAAUCUUCUGUUAUCUCCUUUUUGUUUUGUUUGAGCUAGUAAUUGCUCAACCAUGUGUUUGUUAGAUAACACAUGCUAUAUGUCAGAAUUUGUAGAGCUGCUAUUUUACUGGGUAGAGAGAUCGUUUCCCUUUCAUAAGAACGUAAUUUGUUCAACAUCAUGUGUCCUAAAGACUCCACAUUAUCAUUUGUCUCUAACAUGCCUUCAUUAUAUACGUGCCUGCUCAGAGAUGAACGGUCCAAUGAUUGAUGAAUCUAUGCUUGAAGCUAGUAACAUUCACCAAUCAUGCACAAAGUCAACCUCUCAAAAUUAUGGAAAGAAUAAACGAACAUGGUGUAGGUUGAACAGACUUAGAACUCUAGGUUCUUCAUGGAGUUGUAGCUGCCAUGUGAUAGGAAGAGUUAGAUCAGCUCCUUCAGAUGUUACAGCUAGCUCUGACCGCCAUACCAGUGUCAGGGAUUGUGACUGUCACUGCAAAGAUGUUAAGUUUACCAAGAACAACAAACCAAUGUUUGGUGGAAGAUUAGAGCAUGUAUUCAGUUGUGGCAUCGAGUGGUGGGUAAACUGUACAAGAAUCCUAUGCGAGUCUUCUUCAUGUCCAGUUCAUGUGAAUUCAAAUUCAACAAUCAUUAUUUGUUCUAAUUGCAACGAUCACUUAUCGGUAUGUAAACGACACUGGAAGCAAUACAGAGUGCUUCUAUGUCGUGCUCUUCUGAUAAAAAUGCUUCUUUUGUCUAAAUUAUCCCAAUAUACUUCCAAAAGAUGUUGUAUGAAUGCACGUUCAUCAAGCAGUUUGUGGUUAGCGAUGUGUCAUUGUGCCACACAUUAUGGCAUGUACCCAGACCCAUUUAGGAUAGCAUAAUAAAGAAACUCUUUAGAUUUAACAAA
Strongylocentrotus purpuratus (purple sea urchin) is the source of this 3640-nucleotide messenger RNA. It is a transcript of the gene eif3b, whose product is annotated as eukaryotic translation initiation factor 3 subunit B. Gene Ontology annotation, molecular function: translation initiation factor activity; translation initiation factor binding; RNA binding. Gene Ontology annotation, biological process: translational initiation. The coding region runs from base 32 to 2143 and encodes 703 amino acids. Gene Ontology annotation, cellular component: eukaryotic translation initiation factor 3 complex. The record is from RefSeq and is a predicted model, not a curated record. The transcript is spliced from 16 exons. NCBI's taxonomy places the organism in Eukaryota, Metazoa, Echinodermata, Echinoidea, Camarodonta, Strongylocentrotidae.